Molecule: messenger RNA, 12507 nt
Organism: Parus major (Great Tit)
Lineage: Eukaryota; Metazoa; Chordata; Aves; Passeriformes; Paridae
Gene: DET1
Product: DET1 partner of COP1 E3 ubiquitin ligase
Exons: 7
Coding region: 404-2059 (551 amino acids)
Biological process (GO): protein ubiquitination; positive regulation of proteasomal ubiquitin-dependent protein catabolic process
Cellular component (GO): nucleus; cullin-RING ubiquitin ligase complex
Molecular function (GO): ubiquitin protein ligase binding; ubiquitin-like ligase-substrate adaptor activity
Source: RefSeq, a predicted model, not a curated record
GCUGUGCCGUGGCGGAAAGAUGGCGGCGGCCAUGGCAGGAACGGGACCCGGCGCGGCCCCAGCGAUCAGCGCGGCCGCGACCCCUCCCCGGUCCUAAAGCGGCGCGGAGACCACUGCGGCCCCCGGUGCCCCGUGUCCCUUCACCCCUCGGGCCAGCGGGAGAGUAUCUGGGCUCCCCGAUACCUUUGGCGGGCGGGCCCUCAGCUGUCCCCGGGCUUCCCUGGAGCUCAGUCCCUCCUUAGCCCGGGGGAGCGGAGCUCUUCGUUUCCCUCUCGGCAGGUGGGCCCGGAUACAUUGCAGGCGAUCCCUCCUGUGCUCCCUCGCCCUCAGCUCUCUCCGUUAUUUCCAGGCUGUACCCUGUGCCUGCUGCUUGUCAGGAUGAAGAUGAAGUAGAGCUCUGACCAUGGACCAUGAGGCCCCCACCAUCAGGCCCCGGCGCAUCCAGAACCAGAACGUCAUCCACCGCCUGGAGCGCCGCCGCAUCAGCUCGGGCAAGGCCGGCACCCACUGGCACCAAGUCCGAGUCUUCCACCAGAAUGUCUUCCCCAACUUCACCGUGGUCAACGUGGAGAAGCCGCCCUGCUUCCUGCGCAAGUUCUCCCCCGACGGCCGCUACUUCAUCGCCUUCUCCUCCGACCAGACCUCGCUGGAGAUCUACGAGUACCAGGGCUGCCAGGCGGCCGAGGACCUCCUGCAGGGCUACGAGGGGGAGAUCCUGGCCAACGGCAACGACCAGAGGUCAGUCAACAUCCGGGGGCGGCUCUUUGAGCGCUUCUUCGUGCUGCUGCACAUCACCAACGUGGCCUCCAACGGGGAGCACCUGAACCGGGAGUGCAGCCUGUUCACGGACGACUGCCGCUACGUGAUCGUGGGCUCGGCCGCGUACCUGCCCGAGGAGCCGCACCCGCCCUUCUUCGAGGUGUACCGCAACAGCGAGUCCGUGACCCCCAACCCCCGCUCCCCGCUGGAGGACUACUCCCUGCACAUCAUAGACCUCCACACGGGCAGGCUGUGCGACACGCGGACCUUCAAGUGCGACAAAGUCAUCCUGUCUCACAACCAGGGGCUGUACCUGUACAAGAACAUCCUGGCCAUUCUCUCCGUGCAGCAGCAGACCAUUCACGUCUUUCAGGUGACGCCCGAGGGGACGUUCAUCGACGUGCGGACCAUCGGCCGCUUCUGCUACGAGGACGAUCUCCUGACGCUGUCUGCCGUGUACCCCGAGGUGCAGCGGGACACUCAGACAGGAAUGGCCAACCCUUACAAAGAGCCCUUCAUAAACUCCCUGAAGCACAGGCUGCUGGUGUACCUGUGGAGAAGGGCCGAGCAGGAUGGAAGUGCUAUAGCAAAAAGAAGGUUCUUCCAGUACUUUGACCAGCUGAGGCAGCUCCGCAUGUGGAAGAUGCAGCUCUUGGAUGAGAACCAUCUGUUUAUCAAAUACACAAGUGAGGAUGUGGUCACACUGCGGGUGACAGAUCCUUCCCAGCCAUCGUUCUUCGUCGUGUACAACAUGGUGACCACGGAGGUCAUUGCUGUGUUUGAGAACACAUCUGAUGAGCUGCUGGAGCUGUUUGAGAACUUCUGUGACCUCUUCAGGAAUGCCACCCUGCACAGUGAGGCUGUCCAGUUCCCCUGCUCAGCUUCCAGCAACAACUUUGCGAGGCAGAUCCAGCGCCGGUUCAAAGACACAAUUGUGAACGCCAAGUACGGAGGGCACACGGAGGCCGUGCGGCGGCUGCUGGGGCAGCUCCCCAUCAGCGCCCAGUCCUACAGCGGCAGCCCCUACCUCGACCUGUCCCUUUUCAGCUACGAUGACAAGUGGGUGUCAGUCAUGGAGCGGCCCAAGACCUGUGGUGAUCACCCCAUAAGAUUUUACGCUCGUGAUUCUGGCCUGCUGAAGUUUGAGAUCCAGGCGGGACUCCUGGGGCGCCCCAUCAAUCACACAGUGCGGCGCCUGGUCGCCUUCACCUUCCACCCCUUCGAGCCCUUCGCCAUCUCGGUGCAGCGCACGAACGCCGAGUACGUGGUGAACUUCCACAUGAGGCACAGCUGCACCUAGAGGCACCUGGGGCUGUCUCCUUGGCUCUGGGCCUCUGCCACAGCUGCACCAAAGCCAGACACUCGUGUCUUCUGGAAAACCAAACCAUCGCUCGUGGAAAGAAGCCUCACCUGGGAGCUCCUACCAGUGGCAUCUCGAGUGCCCUCAGCCUCAGCUGGGGAAGGCUGAUCCACCCCAGUUACGGGGGGUGGAUGAUUCUCCUGAGCCUGUUUGUACUGCAGAGAUCCCCCUGCAUUAAGUGCUGCUGUCCUUCCCUGUUCCUGUUGAUGAACACAGCAUAGCUGAGGUUCCUGUCCUGGUUUCCCAGAGGCAUGGCUGUUUUCUGUCCUGCUGUGGGUCUUAAGAGGGCACAGAUGGAGCUUUGCAUCACACUUGUGGAGCGCUCCCUUCUGCACUGGUGCUCUCCUACCUUGUUGGACAAAUGACCUGUCACAGAGGGAAGGGAUGGGAGCCAAGGGGAGGGUUUGGACACAGCUACUCCUGUUUGUAUCUUCAGAAUUGCUAGGGAAAUGAGAUCCUGCUCUCAUCCACACAAUCUACUCACGUCAUUUUAAUAUGCAAGAGGUCAGGAAAAAAAAGGUGUGAGAAAUCACUACAGUUGAGAGACAUGAGGUAUGUUCCUGACUCUUAUGCAAGUCACUUAAUCUUUGUGCCUUAGUAUUGUAAAAGCUCCUAAGUGAGAGUUGGUGUUCAUCCAGCAGGCCAGGGCAGCUGGUUGUGUCUGUAGUGCACGAGGAGGUGGGUGCAGGAGGGGGAUGGAUGUCUGGGAAGGGUGUGGGGGGCAACAGCAGCUCCUUGGUCAUGUAAGAAGGACUUUUCUGUAGCAUGGUGGUUAAUCCUCAUGGCCAUCUGCAGGUUCUGCUGCUGAGAAGAGGGAGACCCAGCUGCUGGCACUCUCCUGUGUGUUGGAGUACCAGUGUGGAAAAUUAGUAGGAUUUGCCCAGGAAGAAGGGUGAGGACCUGAAUUCAUGUUCACUGCUGUGGGUGGGCAGUUUGGAGAUGAACUUGUUGACUUAGGUUGCUUACCUCUGUCUGUUUGAUACUCUGUUCUCUGUGAGAACCCAGAUGCUGUUUCCAGGCUUCAGAGCACAGCUGGCCAGUGUGUCAGUGUUGGCUGGAACAUGGCAGUGUUUGUGCUGCUGAUAAUUUAAGCUCCUGGGUGUAAUUACCUGCCACUGUGGGCUGGUGAGGAUGCUGGCCUGCCCUUCUCUCUUAAAAAUGGAGUUUUUGAUUGUAGGCCAGCAUUUAGGGGUUUUUACAUGAGGGCUGGUUUAUGACUGCUGCCAGGCAGCACAACCAUCCCAGCAUCACAAUGUGCUCCAUCAAAAGCUGGAGCCUGUUCUUGUCCCAUUCCUUUAGGAGGCACAGUGGGGGCAAUAGAAAAUUGGUGCUAAUACACAGGAGACCCUCUCCAUUAAAGGACCCUGUGGGUGUCUUGAUUGGACCAAAAUGAGCUGUGGGCGAUGUGUUGUGGCCACGUGGCUGUGAAGAGGAGUGCUGGAGUCAUGCGUUCAUUUUGCUGGUGAUGCACUGGAGAGGAGCUCUGUGGGUGGUGGUGCCUGCUCAUGGUAUGAGCAGUGGACCUCAAAAUUAAGGGUGUCCUGGGGUCCUUGGAUCAGCCUUUGCUCUCUGCCUCACUGUACUUCUCUCCUGGCCUUUCUAAACCUAUUUCUAGGGAAGACAUUGCAUUUCACUGCUCUUUUCCUGGUGUUUGCACUGUUGGUGCCUCAGGUCUGUCAGGAGUGCCAACGGGUCAGGAGACUGCUAACAGAGGAGGUGUCAAGUGCUUUAACUGCAGGAUCCUCUCAUCUAAUAACACUAUUUGUCAAGGUUUUAGGGUUUUAUCCUGUGAUCUGUUCCUCAAACAUUCAAUUAAAGCUCCAAGUGGAGAAUCAUUUGCACACUGCAGAUCAUGGAUUUACCUCCCUCUGCACCUCUCUCACAGCUGUUCACACUUCAAUAUGAGACUUUUUUUUCCCCCCCAAGCUUCCAGCAGCUCCAUAUGAGACUGUGUUUACUCCUUGGUGUCACAGCCUCAGGAAGUCAGCACUUACUAAAUUAGCUUUCAGAUCUCCAUUGAGACUCUUUUUUCAGCAGUAAAAAUAUAAACUUCUGCAUUUCUGUAGUAGGAGCUUUUGCCAAAUUCAGGCUGCUCUGUGUGAAGCUGAGAGUGUGGCAUGGAUUGUUGGACUUGGGGCUGAGAAAAAGAUCUGUUCUUAGCUCUGCUAUUAAAUUCUGAGGCUGGGGGCAAAUAUCUUCCUUCUCCAGCUGGUGUUUUCUUCUCCAUAAAUGAGGCCAAAAACAUAUUUUCAGCUUUUGUAAAACACUUUGAGAUUCAUGGAUAAAAAGUGCUGGAUAAGUGCUAAGUAUUUUCUUACUAUGUUUGCAGACAAACUGAUCAUACUGGGUACUAAUUGCCUUGGAGUAGCAUAGCAGAUCCUCUGGUCUUGGCUGCUGCAUUUUAUAUCAACAACAGAGUUAAUUUUAUUACAGAAAUGUAUGGAAAGAAAAGUCUCAUGCUUGAAAUUUUGAUGCUUUUAUUUAAGAAACAAUAAGUGUGGUGGGGAGGGUGGGAGAAAAGGGGAGAUAUUUUCUACCUGAUAUUUUUCCUAGUUAGGGUAAAGAUUUGUUAGCAACACAAGAUGAAAACAGAAUAAACAGAAUUUGCUUUAAUAGUCUGAUUUAUUGUCUUUGUCUUCCAAAAAUCUGAAUGGUAUAGAUGGGAAUUUCUUCACUAAGAAGAGAUGGCAGGGGUGUGCCUUGGAUUGUGCAGAUAUAUCACAUGGGAGCUUGCUGCCUCUUCCUGGCACUUGGAGUAUAAGUGUGCUUAAGAAUGUUCCCACCUGAGGCAUUUCUGUAGUUCCUGCAGAUUUCUCAAGUUAUUGUCUACAUGAAUUAAUGCUGCCAGGAGAGGAAUUCUUGGUUACAUUUUUCCCUUUGUAUAUUACUAGCCCAGCUUGUAGUCAGGGACUCUUUGUUUAUUCCAUUUACAGUAUUUAUCUAACCUUUUGGUCAUUUUCUGCACAAUCAAAGGAUGAAAGCUGCUUGUGGCUUAACCCCAGCUGGCAACUCAGCCCCACAGAGCCACUUGCUCCCUCCCUCACCAAUGGGAGGAACUGGGGAGGGAAUCAGGAGAGUAAAAGUGAGAAGACUUGUGGGUUGAGAUAAACACUGCUUAAUGGCUAAAGCAAAACCACAUGGAAGCAAAGCAAAACAAGGAAUUAAUUCCCACUUCACAUGGCAGGUGUUCAGCCAUCUCCAGAAAGCAGGGCUCCAUCCCUUGUAACUGCCCCAGCCAAAACCAGCACAGAGCUGAACACACCUUCCUUGGGAGAGCAGCCUGUCCAUUGAUUUUAGGUUGGGCUGAGGCACUCAGAUUUUCCAUGUGCUGCUCCCUGCCUCUGUGCAGAACAGUCUGGCUGAGAACUCUACAGCAUCCCUGUUUGUGUUAGUCCCUCUAACCAUCUGCAUCUUGAGCAUGAAAGUGAUUUUCCUUUGAACCUUUCCUCAUUUCUCAGAUACUUUCCUGUGCAGACCUUGAGCACAUCAGAAAGCUCUUGAGCCCGUGGCUUUUCAGAUAGGCACUAAGUGACAAGGAGAUGCUUGAGCUGUAAACUGUGUUUGACUGGCAGCAAAAUCCCAUCUUUUUGUUACUUCUUGUGCUGCCUUUGCUUUAAGAAAAAAAAAGUAGUGGAAGCAAGACAGUUGCAUUAUUUCUUAUAUAAAAGACAUUAGACAGCAAGGCACAGAAAUCCCACUAGAGUCAAACAUAUGGAUACGUUUAAGAUGUGUCCCUACUAAAGACUGCUAUCAAUUAACCCUACGGUGCUCAUGGCUGGCCUUGAUUUAACUGCCUGUGAGUACUGGCAGGACCUUCCUUUAGCUCAGGUGUUGCAUCUAUUAAGCUCUUCCCUUGGUCAUUUUGACACAGCUAGAAGAAUCUGAUUUCUGAUGCUUUAAGAAGUCUGUUUUUCUUCUUUAUGAUCUGUCUUGCUGCUUUUCUGCCAGCUUUUCCUGCAAGGGUCUCUCAGGGCUGUGGGCAGAGAGGUGGUAAAGGGAUAGCAAUGAGACAUGUGGCCCUCUCACAGCUGUUGUCCUGUGAGCCUUUAUCAGAUAGGUGCACACUGCAGAGCAAAUGGAUGUCCUGUGGACAACGGGACAGGAUUUUGUGGCUUUACUUCAUCCUUGCUAUGUGACUUCCAGAGUCUGUGUCAUUGAUGUGCCUGAAUCUUGUGCUGCCCUGUAUUGUUACAUGGUUGUAAAAGCUUUUCUGGCCAAAUACUUCUCAGGAGGAGGGAAUGGUGAACUGGCUUUUUAUUUUUUUAUUGUUUUCCUUGCUCCAGGGCUGUGGGGGCUGUGGGCUGAGCUGUGCAGUGCAGUGCCACCCUGGUGCUGGCUCAGGCAGCCCCAGCCCCUGCUAGAGCUGUUUGCUGGUCAAGGUCUGAUUUGACUUUGUUUCUCUUGGGGAAGAGCUGUACUUACUGUGUAAGGAAAUGAGUUCUCAGAAAAAUACUGAUGUGGAAAAAACACUGAAUGGCAGUUUUGUUUUUUUUUUCUUUAAUGAUGUUUUGACAUAAAAAUACUGCAGUUUUAAACUAGCAAUCUGGAAACUGGUAAUUCGUGGCCGACUGCUGUGAUCCUGCAUGUGAGGAGAACUGGAAAGAGACACGUUGCCCUUGUUUCUAGCCACGAAGGGCUGUGCUGCAGCAUCUGGGUAACAUGUGGGUACUCACUUGAUUAAUGGGUUGAGGGCAGUUAUGGAGGAAUGUGAUGGGAUGGCUGAUAGAUGCCCACAGCCCUUGGGUAACACUACCAAGUCCCCAGCAUUUGCUGCAUCCUGCUCUGUAUGAACUAGAGCCUUUGAAGGGGUUUAUUUUCUGGAGGUGACAAAACUAGUUUGAGUUCAGUCUUUUUAAAGCCAGGAACGUGUUAUUUCUACUUUCCAUGGUUGUCUUCUUUCCUCUGCCUUUGCAAAAUGCCAAAUGUAGUCCAGAACAGCCCUGGCUUUGCCCAGAGGACUUCCUAAGCCCCUGUUUUUGGCAGUGAAUCGUUCCCUUUGGAAGCUACUCUUGCACAAGUUCAUCCUUCCCUCUGCCAGUGUCCUUCCUCUUUCCAGGUGUGUUGCAACAGCAUCAGGCAGGGAGGCAGAAGUGUAAGACAGAAAGUUGGGUGGGUGAGCACACUGUCACUGUCCCAGUGCCUGACUGGGCAGCGCCUUCUGGUUACCUUGGAUGGGGCAGGUGAGGGUGCGCUGGCAGCACUGACAUCCUGCCCUGGGCCAGAGCCCUGCCAGCCUGGGGUGCUGGAGCUGGGAUGUGUGGGACCAGUUGCUUUAGGGGUUUGGAGGGGUAGGAACCAGGCAGGUGGCAGGGAAGCCCUGCCAGGGCCAUCUGGCUGCUGCUGGACGUGAUUUUAGGGUGUUGUUAAGAGCAGUGGGCAGCACUACAUGCCUGUGAGUGCCUGCUCGCUGCCGCUGAGCUGGUCAUUUGAUAGCUCCUCGAUGCUCCUCGGAGGCCUAAAAUGGAGCAGUGCUGGAUUAGAUGUACCCAGUGCCCUUGGUGAGCUCUGGGGAGAUACGAUCCUCGCCCUCCCGCCUCCGACCUGCUGGCGCCCAGUGCCGUCACCACAGCAACGGGGAGAAACAGCCCAUCCGCAUGGAAACGGCCUUGCUGUGCCCGCCAGCCCGCUCGGGAACGCGGUUCAAGUGGAGAGCUUGGAAAGGUGAGGGGCACCAGCACCUCUGUGGUGACCAGCAGGGAGCCUUGGCCCGAGCUUGCUGUGGGUUUCCACUGGCACUGUCCCAUCCCAAAACACUGGCAUUGCCCCCCGUGCAGAGCCAGCACGUGCUCCGUUGUCUCUGACUGUGAGGGAUAAUUUUCAUUACUGCUGCCCUAUUUUUUGGGGGCUGGUCCUGAAGUCAGGGUAAGGUCCAUAUUAUCUGUGCUGAUACUGCAGCAGCGUAGGUAGGUCACUGGUUCACCUCUGACUGGUUAGUACUUAAUGCUUGUAAAAUCCCUCUUUGUAAGGAAGAAGGAGCAACUGGCAGCUAAACAGGGUCUCCUGUAACAUAGGACAGACAAAUGUCAUCUCAACAGCAUGAUUGUGCAGUGCAGCCUGUCUGGCUUUGGGCAGCAAAGUCCGAGUUAAUCUCUCCUCAUCCUGCCUCCUACCCCUUAAAUCCCCCAUCGGCUGCUUCCCCAGAGGGCUCAGCUUUGAAGGUGAUGUUGGUACUGAUCUGCUGGGUCUGAUAAAGGCUGGGGAGAGCAGCUCUGCUGUGCAGCUGCUUGUGGCCAAGAAGGGUUUGUUCCAGUUUUACACUGGCCCUUUGGUGAUCUUGGCUGCAGGAUCACUUGGACAGGGAUCUCUCCAGCCAGCAUCACUUCUUCUUUGGAUGGAUUUUGGUAAACAGGGCUGGUUUGUAACCGUGUCCAGGGACAGAUUGUCCCAGAGCAUCUCCCAGCGCUGGAGAAAGCUGCUUUCUAGCCAUCAGCCUUACUAAGAAGUCCACAGGGCUGGCCAGUCUAAAGUAAUUUGCAUGUCUUGGUCAGUAUGACCCUGGCAGCUCAGGAAAUUGCUAUUUCUGUGGAUUUGGCAGGAACAAAAUGAAAGGCAGCUCCCAGAUCUUGCCAAGGGGCUGUGUGAGAGCCUGGCUGGCAAUUAAGAGAGCAAGUUGUGUGCCUGCAUCUCUGGUGCAUGAAGACAUGAGUCCUAUUUCACCUCACCUUGGGACCUGCAGAAGGGGCAGAGCAUGGGAGACUGGUGGGUGAAAUACAUCAUUCUCUUGCCUGGGGCCCCAAGUUUUAUUUUUGUGGGUGGCAAGGCUGGCCUGCUGCAGUGCAGAGGAGCCUCUUGUGCUCAAUCCUUUCUCCCUUCUGCUUACUUUUUUUUUUAGAAAAACAAGUGGUGAGGUUGCUGCUGGAAGCAGCUCCCCCAAGCAAUGGCUUUUAGGGCUCUGAGAUGUUUGGGUCCAGGUGCACAGCCUCCACUCUCAGUAGAUAUGGGUAUAUGAGGAGGGUUAUGGACUCUGGAGAAAUUAGAGGACUUUGCCAAGUGGCACUAGUGCAGGGGAAGCUUGGAGAACUCAGAAGAGGAAGUGUGAGUGGUUUCAAAAAAACAAAAUAGCAUCGAGGCUUGGCUCCCCUCUACAUCUCCCCAAGAGCACCAUGCAGCCCCGCUCCACCAUCAGUGUGGGGACUUGGAUGCUCUUAGGCUGUUCAUUAGUAAAAUCUCUGAGCAGCUCCUACUGCCAUGGAGUACCCAUUAAUGCCUCUUCAGGGAGAGGAGAGCAUUGGGAAAGCACAAAAACAAUCUGAGGGCCCUUCAUCUCUUUUUGGUUUGAGAGGUCAUGGGCUGAGGUUGGAGGGGAAGAGGGGCUAGGUGGGGAUGCCAGGCAUGAAAGCAGCACCGUGAUUAUCGGCCGAAGUCUGAGUGCAAAAACAUAACCUGAUUUGAACUGUUACUUCUUCAACACUCCUGGGAGUGCUUUAGGGUUAUAAACACCUACUCAGUGACCUGCUUUGUGCACAUCUCGAGCCAGGUAUUCCCACACCAGAGGGAAAGCCAGCAAAACCUGCACAGAUGUCUUUAACAGCUGCAGCUGGGCUGCUGUAAGCCACCCCUGCUGCUCCAGUUUAUUAGCACUGCAGGGUCUGUCCCCUUCUCCCUGGCUGCUUGUGUGUACAGUCAGCUGUUAAAGGACACUGACAUCACUUAACGCUUUAAUUGAAUCUCACAAAGGAAUCCAAAUUGGCUGCCUGACUCUUGUCACUGAGAUGCUCAUGGAAGAAAUAGUAAAUCACCAAUUCAGCAGAUAAAGCUGCAGCUCUGGGUAGGCUUGUUGCUAGGGAUAGGGAAGUAAUUCCUCUUUGCAGAAUAAUACACUAUUAGGGAGAUGGCUGAGGGCUAUUUUUCCAGGCCACCAGGUGCCAUCCCUGUCCAAGGGAAGGGUAACCGAGUUAGUCUAACUCCCCAAGGUAGUGUGGCACUCAGUAAGGGGUAAACAGACCUGAGGCAGCAUUUUAUCUGUAAGUCAGGAGACUGUUCUGUGUUUUACAGAGGGAUUUACAGGGAUACAAUGGAGAGAGGUCCACGUGACCAUUUAUUUAGAACAGAAGGCAAAAUCCCAGGAAAGGCCAGGAUUGAACCAGGAUGAAGCUUUGCAGCCAGCAGCAAUUUCUGAGAUUGUUUCACAGAAAAAGUCAUUGUUGAGUGUGGGGAAUCAAAAGUUAGGAGGGAAUGGAGAGAAAAAUGUCCAAGAGCAAUAGGGAAGCCCAGAGGGAGAGGAUAUGACCCUAAUGAGAGUGCUAAUGCUGUGGCCAUACUACUGACAAAUAAAGUAAUUGCUGCUCAGGAGGAAUGCAAGCCAGCAGAAAACAGCUUUCCACCCAGACGCCAAGAAAAGCAAUUAGAACUCGUAAACACCAGCGGCUGACUAAAACCAGGCCUUUAAUUAAUAGUUUCAUUUAAAGGGUAAGGAAAUCGUUAAGCACUAUUGGUGUCUCUUAAUUCCCUGCAACAUGAACCACAAUAGUUUCAAGCCUUCUUCCACUGUAGUGUGUGCAGGAAGGAGCACCCGAGCCCUCUCUUUGUGCAGCCGUGCUCCCUCACCUCACUGACUGCCCCGGAGCCCUGGCAUGUGCUGCAGGAUAAACAGCUCAGACUGUGCACUAAGCUAGGACGUGGUUUUGGGAGCACUCUAUCAGGCCAAGGUGGAUGGAAAAUGUGAUCUCAGUAAAAAGCUGUAGAAGUUAAGUACUGUGUCGAGGAGCUCGGAGUACAGGGAGCUGGGGGUCUGGAAGAUUUGCAUCAUUGUGUACAGAUCCCAGCCACUGAGCCAUGGAGAACAGUGUCACCCUCUUCUGUCCAGCAUGGAGGGUGUUACAGGACUGUCAAAGGAAGAAGUAGGGGUAGGGGUAGCUACCAGAAAUAGGCAGGGCAGGGAGGGACAUAAAACUUCUCACUGUACAAGAAGUGGUGAUGCACUGCCAGACUUCUGAAACCUUCAUGAACACCCAGAAAACAAGAGUGUUAAGGAGUGGCCUUUACAGAGGACACAGCCUUGCUUUUACAUAUGGGAAUUCUGGAUGGAGCUGGGACAGCGAUAAUACAUCACAGACCCACAACAAGCUCCUGCUGCUUGUGGAUACACAGAGGACCCUGGAAAAUCCAGUUUGUGGCGCACAAGGCAGGGCAAAAGAGACUGCAAGCAUCAAACCUGGCACGAUCCCAGCAGCCCCUUUAGAAAGAGCGGUGCUUUCCUUUGCCAAGAGCAGUGGCAGGUCAGUACAGCCUGGGUGAAACAAAGCACUGCAACAGAUCUUUGCCAGGAAUGGAUCCAGGCUGGUGCUCUGUCAACAGGGAGAGCUGCAUCUCAGAGAGCACACGUAGCUCUGUGAGCCAGGGGGAAGGAAAGAGUUACCCCAUGCCUUGUUUCCCAAUGUGAACAGUGAGACAAAGAGGGAAGGAAAAUGACCUGACCCCGUGCAGUUGUUUACUACAAAUGACUACAAGGAGAUCGAGAUCUCAGGCUCUCCUUCUGCCUGACAAGGGCACUAAUGGCAUGGAGGGCUAGACAAGAGCCACAUAUGGUGGUAAGAGGAAGAGAGCAGUCGAAAGGCAAUAAUAAGCCAAAAUACUUCUGCAAACACAGCUGGAGUGGCUGUCAAAAGACCAACAUUUUAAUCAACAAACUUUGUAGACAAGAGGCUUCCCACUAAGGGAAUACACAGAUUCCUGCUUUCACCAGCAGCUUCUACCUCCUGCAUUUUUAAGGCUCAGCAUGGUCUCUCCAAGCUUCCCUUAACAAGUAUUUCCAGGGAGAGUGGCCUUGCAGUAUCUGUCACAGAAGCAACACUCAACUCAGUCCCUGAUGAACUGAUGUUGAAAGCUGUGUGUCCCUUGCUCUGCCCCUCACACUCUCCUGGCUUUCCGUGGGCGGCAGCCGUUGUGGGGGACCGGGCUGUUGUCGGUGAUGGAGAUGACCUCCAAACCUCCCAUCGUCAGCCCCUUGAUGGCAGCCUGCAACGAGACAGCAGGUGACAGUUAUCAACACACAGAACAGCGGAGAAGGGAAAAAAUUCAGGGCAAAACUGUUUUGUCCUCCAUCUGAAAACCAACUUCCAAUGUUCCAAUGCUUUUCAUUUUGUAAUUCUUAAAAAUAAGUAAUUCAUAUCAGAAAACCAAGUUUAAACUUAACUGUUCUAGUCUUUUCUUGAACAUUCCCACUGAUUUUCCUACUUUAACCAUAAGAAGUGCCAAAUACAACUUUUAUUCUAGCUACAAAAUGGUAUUACUCUAAAAUUCUAAUGACUCUGAAAAUUCUUUACUGGGCACUUCGGUGAGGAAUCCUUUUUAUCAACUUCAGAAAAACCAAGUGAGACCAGCCUGAGUUUAGAAAACAUGCAUGAUAGCUGAGAAAAUAAAGUAUGGAAAAGAAACUCCGACACCUA